Messenger RNA from Hypoxylon trugodes, 1756 nucleotides. RefSeq lists its product as uncharacterized. NCBI's taxonomy places the organism in Eukaryota, Fungi, Ascomycota, Sordariomycetes, Xylariales, Hypoxylaceae. The coding region runs from base 518 to 1687 and encodes 389 amino acids. The record is from RefSeq and is a predicted model, not a curated record. The transcript is spliced from 4 exons.
GGACCUUAAAUAUAGAGUACUCAAAAGAUGAAGCGAUAUUAUGAUAUUUACGAUCGCGCGUAUACAUUUUCUGUUCCUUAGGUAUCGUACCCUUUUUAAAAGUUGUAAGUAAGACCGUUACCCGAUAAAUCAGGUAGGUUCGAGGCAAACGAAGCCAAUAUGUACUGUAUGGAUGUAGUGACACCAAUACCUACACAGUGAGGAAGGAACGAUAAUAUAUGAAAUGCGCACCUUCUCAUUCAAUUCACACUUGGUCGGCAAGUGCUCUUUCCAACUUUUCAUCUGGUUGCCAUGGUUUCUCUGCUAAAAAAAAACUUUUUAAUUCUUCGGUCACCAUUCAACAUCUCGCAAUGAUCUCAUCGUUCAUUACCAACACCUUCACUUCGUUGACACCUUCUCUUAAUUAUCGCGUUGAUCGCCAACAUCUUUCGUUCUUCUACUUUCCUUUUCGGCGUAUUUAUUUUUAGUAAUUUUCCAAUCGCCACUCCUAUUUCCUGUACGCCGCGACAACUUCAAGAUGGCAAUCAUCGCCGAAAUUCCCGGAGUGGAAGUGACCGUCCGGAUCGCCGGCGAAGUCGCCGAGGAACACGACGGCCCAAAGGCUACAGAUCGAAAAAUUAAGGAGUCGGUUCUGAAGACUUGCAACAUGUUCAUCGAGUGUAGAGACAACACUCCGUUCGCCAUCCAUCUCAAGGUCGAUAACGACUAUCGAUGGGGCAGAAAGAACCAUUCUUUGAACAUCGCCACAUAUAUCGAUGGACAAUGGGCCAAGGGACAUUACUGUCGCCAAUGGGACGUCCACCGAGGCCCUUGGGAAUGCGAUGUUUCCUAUCGCAUCGUUCGAAACGAGCGCGGCGAGCUAGAACAGCAGAGUUUCCAAUUCGCCAGUAUUGCAGCUUCUGGGGGGUUAGACUUUGAUCAGUAUCAACGUGAUCUGAAAAAGGUCCAACAGAUGGGCACCAUCGAGGUGAAAAUCUACCGGGUUAUCGAGGAUGACAGCGAUGACGCCAAUAGUCAUUCCAAAGUUCCCGGAGUAGGGAUCACGGGUACGACGAUUUCGAAAAAGGCUCUGGAUGGCAAGACGGUUUCACACGGCACUCGGUAUGCAAACGUUACCCCUGCAACAAGGAAGCCUCGAUACGUUGGCUGUACCACUUUGCCCGAGGAUGAUGGCCCUAUUGCCACUUUCCGCUUCUUGUACCGCUCGAAGGAUAACUUGAAUGCCAUCCUUCGAAGGUUGAAAGCAGUCAACCCUGUCAUAGAAGCCUUGAAGGAGAAGGGUACUCCUCCCCCGAGUGCCCAAAGGCCCCAUAUUUCGCCUCAGGCGGCCCGGCGCCCACAUUUAGCUCCGCCCGGAGCUCAUUCAUUACCUUCACGUCUGCGCUUAUCCGAGCCCGAGGAUGGAGUGCAAACCCCACCGGCUCUAGCAAGCUUGUCUCGAGACGAAAUCGAGAAACUCGCUAUAGAAGGACUGCGACAGCAACGCACUUCCUGGGUUGACGAGGCGAUUAAGAACACAGUCGGCCCACCCGGAUCAAAGGACGAGGAGAAGAGAGGUCUUGAGAAGGAGCAAAGAGGCCGGAAACGAACUCUUUCCGAGCCUAGCAGCCUCGUGAUCCGAUCUAGACCAUAUAAGAUGUCUAAGACGGACGAUGGAAAGGAUAUUAUUCAUCUGGAUGAUGAUUAAUAAAUCAUGUAUAACACACUUCGUUCUUUCUAGGUCUUUUGUGCUAGUGAGUCUAGGGAUCUAAGGGAA